Messenger RNA from Candoia aspera, 1054 nucleotides. RefSeq names its product S100 calcium binding protein Z (gene S100Z). Gene Ontology annotation, molecular function: calcium-dependent protein binding; calcium ion binding. NCBI's taxonomy places the organism in Eukaryota, Metazoa, Chordata, Lepidosauria, Squamata, Candoiidae. The coding region runs from base 1 to 300 and encodes 99 amino acids. The record is from RefSeq and is a predicted model, not a curated record. The transcript has 3 exons.
AUGCCAUCACAACUGGAGGGUGCGAUGGAUACCUUAAUCAGAGUCUUUCACCAUUACUCUGCAAAAGAAGGGGACAAAUACAAACUCAACAAAGGAGAACUCAAACAACUUCUCACCAGUGAACUUACUGAUUUCCUUGCGUGUCAAAAGGAUCCCCAGCUGGUUGAUAAGAUCAUGAAUGAUCUUGAUAGUAACAGAGAUAAUGAAGUGGAUUUUAAUGAAUUUGUGGUUCUGGUUGCUGCUUUGACUGUCGCAUGCAACGAUUUCUUUGAGGAGCAAAUGAAGAAAAAGGGAGAAUAAAAUUGGCUGCAACUACCUUUUGGAUGCGAUGGGAGAGAAUAACUUCGACUGAACUAGAUUUCAUCUCUUAUGUUCCCCCACUUCCCUUGGUACUGAUGUUUGGCUUUCCCUUCUCUUCUAAUAGUACAUGUUUUUCCAAAAACACUGUCAUUUUUUUCUUUUAUAUCAGUUCAUGGAAACAGCCUGUUCAUAAGUGAAAUGCGUUUGGUAAGCCUGCCAAUUACUUUAGCAUUUGUGAAUGCAAAUGGGGAUGUAAAUACAGAUGUUAUAUGUAUUGGAUUUAUUACCAUAUUAGACUUGGUAUUGUUGCAUGCCCCCUUGCCUUGGACAAACAGGACUGAAUCCUAGAGACAGAAGAAAUAAGAGCUCAGAGCCCAGAAUAGCUGUCUGAAAUUGGGGGGCAGCCGGCAGGUAGUGAUUUCUUCUUGAAUUUAAUCACACCAUUUUUUGCUUCAUUUGUGGAGAUGGCUAUACUGGAAUUACAUAGCCUUUCCACAGGUAGAGGAGUUGCACAGCAGUGUUCUAAGAAGGCUAACACAGAACAUUUGCUGUUUGUUAAUACAUCAUAACUCAAGCACAGUACCAGCAAAAGGCAGCCAAACACCAUUUCCCAAGAUGCUGCCAGCAGCCUUCAAAGGUAUAAGGAGAAUACAGCUGCUGAUUAGCUCUUCUCUCUGGUCCAAAUUUAUUUAGUAUAAAUAUUGUUUACUGCAACCUAUUUUCGUUGGUGGGCACUCUUGCUCAAUGGGAGCCA